CUUCGAUCUUCUGGCCGCCAUGGAAAAUCCUCCUUCCAGUUUCGUGAUAAGCUUUUCCAUUGUCGCCGUCCUCACCCUCGCCUCCUUCGCAUCAUGUAUGGCUGCUGAAUUCAACAGAACAAAAAAAAAGGACCUGAAGUUGAACGGCAGAUUCUGCUUCCUGCCUGAAAGUGAAGCAUUCAAAUUGGGAGUCGCAGGUAUAGUCUGUUUAAUAAUGGCUCAUAUCAUCGGAAACACCAUAAUCUGCCACACCUAUUGGCCAAAAGAGCACAGAAAGAGUUGCAGUGUCAAAAGGCCUCUGCUUACCACCCUUCUCAUUUCUUGGGUUAGCUUCGGAAUUGCGGUGGCGAUGAUUAUGGGAGCAACCAGCAUGAGCAGGAGACAAGAGUAUGGGAAGGGGUGGGUAGAAGGAGAAUGCUAUUUGGUCAAAGACGGGGUAUUUGUUGGCGCGGCCCUCUUGGUUCUCAUUAAUGGAGGGUCCACCAUAGGCUCGGCUGCCAUUGGAAGGAGGCGGCGCGCUAAAGGGCCCAAUCAAGUACAUGCACAAAUUAGAUAACAAGACUGGUUAUACAUCAUCAAAAUAUUUCCCUUCUUUUUUCUUUCUGCAUUUAUUAUGAUGAAUAAUGAAAAUGCCUCAUAUUCCCACUUAUAGUUCUAAAUUUA
Cucurbita maxima (winter squash) is the source of this 663-nucleotide messenger RNA. RefSeq lists its product as uncharacterized. Bases 20 to 556 code for a protein of 178 amino acids. The record is from RefSeq and is a predicted model, not a curated record. The transcript is spliced from 3 exons. Lineage: Eukaryota; Viridiplantae; Streptophyta; Magnoliopsida; Cucurbitales; Cucurbitaceae.